Molecule: messenger RNA, 437 nt
Organism: Oncorhynchus masou masou (cherry salmon)
Lineage: Eukaryota; Metazoa; Chordata; Actinopteri; Salmoniformes; Salmonidae
Product: E3 ubiquitin-protein ligase SMURF1-like
Exons: 5
Source: RefSeq, a predicted model, not a curated record
AACGGGAGUUUACAGUAACAGUUCUUCCGCUGUGAUGUCGGGUCCUGGGUCUCGGAGGACCGGGUCCAGCAUCAAAAUCCGCCUGACAGUCUUAUGUGCCAAGAACCUUGCAAAGAAAGACUUCUUCCGGUUGCCGGACCCAUUUGCAAAGGUAGUGGUGGAUGGAUCAGGACAGUGUCAUUCUACAGACACAGUGAAGAGCACUCUGGACCCCAAAUGGAACCAACACUAUGACCUGUACAUAGGGAAGACAGACUCCAUCACCAUCAGUGUGUGGAACCAUAAGAAGAUCCACAAGCGGCAGGGCGCCGGGUUCCUGGGCUGUAUACGACUGCUGGCUAACUCCAUCAGCAGACUGAAGGACACGGGCUACCAGCGGUUGGAUCUGUGUAAGCUGAAUCCAUCAGACAGUGAUGCAGUACGGGGACAGAUCGUAG